AACCAGUGAACUAUCGGCUAAAGAGGGAGGCAACCUGUUGCUGUGCAGAGGCUGCGGGAUCGAAUCUUGAGAUUGACAACACAUUUUCAUUUUCCUUUUUUUUUUUAAUAUAUAUGAUUUAUAGCGACAGAAUAAUUUUCACUGAAGUUAGCGCAUCUUUUUGGUCUUCAUAUAAUAUAUAUAUAGUUGACAAACCAAAAUAUACCAAAUCAAGCUUGUCCCGAUAUAAGGAAGCUAAAGCCACUCGCCCAUUACAUCGAACUAUGUUUAAUAGGCUAACUUUUUAAAAGUAGCACGUAAAUUAAGUCGUUUUGUGUUGUCCCAAACCGCGCGUUUUGGUGCGACACAUGGCGUUUAAAAAAAAAAAAAGAAAAAAAAAAAGAAAAAAGAAGAAGAAGAAGCUGUUUUGUCUGUUAAGGAGAGUUAAGGCCGCUCGCUUCUUUAGCAGUGAAUUAUAGUUUAACGAAGGUGAUCAGCUGCCGAUGCUGUUGGAUCGAAUCCUGGACUUGGCAACUAUUUUUUCAUUUUACUUUUUUCUUUUAAUUACUUAUAGUGACAGAAUUUUCAAGAAAUUCCAAGGACUCGUUUUCAACAUACUCAUAAAUUUUCAGUGAGUGUAAUUAAAUGUUCCUUCCAGAGACAGUAGAUGGCAAUAACUCCCCCUUUGUCAUGAUUGCGGCUAAAAUAACAGUAGAAGAAGAAAGUGAUGACGUAGGUGUUUACGUUGCUCUACUUCCGUAGCUCCUUGGUAGCGAAGAGGCGGCUUUUCUAACCCGACCCUAAAUUCCAAAUUUGACAGAGCACCUUCGGUCAUGUUAGCUAUCAUUAAAUAUUUAAGCAGAGAUGUUUAAUAUAUCCAUAUUUAAGCAUUUGAACGUCUUCUAUUGGCACUGCCUCGCUUGUUGUUCUCAUUAGUCACAAACUAAGCUAACGCUAGGGAUAACUUAGCAGUGCGUCAGUGGACAAAAUUUCCUCCAUCAUCGGCUGAUCUACACUGUUAAUUAGACCUCAAGCAAGGCAGUCAUGGCCACUCGGCGUCUGACAGAUGCCUUCUUGUUAAUGCGGAACAAUGCAAUCCAAAAUCGGCAGAUAUUGGCUGAGCAAGUGAGUACAUACGAGCCCCGUCUGAGUACACGUAGCAAUGCUGCGGAGCUCGAUGAGUUGGCUGAUGAUCGGAUGGCUCUGGUGUCUGGCAUCAGUCUGGACCCUGAGGCUGCCAUUGGAGUCACAAAAAAAUUGCCCCCCAAAUGGGUAGAUGGUGUUGAUGAGAUUCAGUAUGAAAUCACUCGGAUUCAGCAGAAGAUGAAGGACCUGGCUUUGCUCCAUGACAAACACAUGAACCGUCCCACGCUGGACGACAGCAGUGAGGAGGAACACGCCAUAGAAAUAACCACUCAAGAGAUCACGCAGAUGUUCCAUCGAUGCCAGCGAGCGGUGACGGGUUUGCAGUCUCGCUGUGGUCAUUGCACUGAGCAGGAGGAGAGGCUCCUGAGAAACGUGGUGUCCUCUCUGGCUCAGAGCCUUCAGGACCUCUCCACCAACUUUAGGCACACACAGUCCGGCUACCUAAAACGUAUGAAGAACCGGGAGGAGAGAUCAAAGCACUUUUUUGACUCAGGACCUUUAAUGGAAGAGGAUGAAGAUUUAGCUCUUUAUGACAAGGGCUUCACAGACGAUCAGUUGAUGCUGGUGGAUCAGAACACGGUUCUGGUUGAAGAACGAGAGCGGGAGAUUCGACAAAUAGUUCAAUCCAUCUCAGAUUUGAAUGAGAUCUUCCGGGAUCUGGCAGGAAUGGUGGUGGAGCAGGGAACUGUUCUAGAUAGAAUCGACUUCAAUGUGGAACAGGCUUGUGUUAAAACAGAAGACGGACUGAAACAGUUACAAAAGGCGGAACAGUAUCAGAAGAAAAACAGGAAGAUGCUGGUCAUUUUGAUCCUUUUUGUCAUAGUUAUUGUUCUAAUUAUUAUUCUUUUUGGAACAAAGUUUUAGCAAUCCAUUCCUCUGGCUGGUUUCUGGUUGUUGUGCAUUUGUGUCGACCUGGACUCAAUUUUAUUGCAAGACGAGUUGUCUGCCGUCGAAAAGGAACACAACUUCAAAUAUAUUCUGACUUUGCAGGUGUUCUUUAAACUUUGGGGAUGUUUCUUUGCUUGCUUUAUAAUUAAAAGUCUGAGUUGCUGUUGCUUUUUUUAUCAAGUGACAGCCCAGAUUAUCACAGAAGUCCGUUCGGGCCCGACUGCGUUGACUUCCUCGUGUCUUAAAGAAAAAAACAUUAGGUGUGUGGAAAUGCACUACCAGUGUUGAACAGCUGCUUAAACUCAAUGCUGUAUUUACACACAUCAAUCAUCCAGACAUGUUGGCAAGAACUAACAUUAUUUGUGAAAAACACUGUUUUUUUCUCCUCCUCAGUAUUUUACACUGAAGCUUCAAAGAAUGUUUUAGAGCCGAACUGAGUCGCAUUAGAACUUUCGUUUAGGACCAAAAAUCUUUAAAACAAAAAAAAGAUUAAGGGCCAAGUGUUUUAUUUAAGUUAGACUUUAUCAUUUACUUUUCUCCACCCAGUCCUGCAAAUUUGAUUCAUGAACACUUUUGAAACGCUCAUUUUUAAAAUGUUUUCUGUAGUCCUUGCUGAAAGUGCUACUUUUCUUUAUACUCUUGCAGUUUGCACAUAUUUAGACCUACGGGGAGUAUAAUGUGUUAUGGAUGUUAUCCUACUGUCCUGAAUGACAAUUAGAAUAAUUUAUUUUCUGAUAUCAUCAUAUAUUUUGCAGUUUUCUGUUUUCGGGCAGAUUUACUGGAUAUUGAGUAGUGUGUCUGUGUGUGUUUAUGAACCUGAAGAUUAUGAUUCACUCCAGUGAACAGAACUGUGACGUAGUACUACAAGUGCAGCCUUAUAAUUUAACUUUGUUUGGAAGACACAUUUGCUUUGGAUGUGAUCUGUUGACAUUUAUUGAUCUGUUUUGUGUUUUUGAAGACUGAUCACAUGAAGAAAAGCUUUACUGUCUGUCCUGGGUCCUGUUGAAUUAUUUUUGUCAUUGUAAAGGUUUUUUUUUUUAAGCAUCAAUUUAAAUGUCUAAUGGUACUAAACAUUUGUCUUGGUUUUCAAAGCAAAAUGAAAGAGCAAAAACGUUUCCUUUUUAUAAAUAAAUGGUUAAAAUGACAA
Molecule: messenger RNA, 3160 nt
Organism: Oryzias melastigma (Indian medaka)
Lineage: Eukaryota; Metazoa; Chordata; Actinopteri; Beloniformes; Adrianichthyidae
Gene: stx16
Product: syntaxin 16
Exons: 9
Coding region: 1024-1989 (321 amino acids)
Biological process (GO): vesicle fusion; intracellular protein transport; vesicle-mediated transport
Cellular component (GO): SNARE complex; endomembrane system; membrane
Molecular function (GO): SNAP receptor activity; SNARE binding
Source: RefSeq, a predicted model, not a curated record